AUGCCUCUGGCCUGGGCCCUUGUGCUGCUCCUGGGCCUGAGCGCCCGCCGAGACUGGGGCUGCCUGCAGUGUGACCACUCGGUGCGGGAGGCCCUGAAGCAGCUGCGCCUCGCCCUCAUCCCCAGCCGGUUCCAACAAGGGCAGCUGCAGACCCGCGCUCAGGUCGUGCUGCGGGGCAUGGAAGGGCCUUUCUUCCGGGACUACGCGCUGAACGCCUUUGUGGGCAGAGUGGGGAAAGACCAUCUGGACCUAGUGGCGUCCUUUGUCAAGAAUCAAACAAGCAACUUAAUGGCUAAUUCUCUGAGAGAUGAGCCUCUGCUGGAUGAGCUGGUGACUCUUAGGGAGAGGGUAAUCAAGGAACUCAAGAAAGUGUUAAGAUCAUAUGAAUUAAAAGCCUGCGAUCCCAAAAUUUGCCGCUUGCUUAAAGAAGAAGUCCUGGAUUGUUUACAUUGUCAGAUGACCAGUCCCAAAUGCAUCAGAGAAAAGUACUGUUUCAUCGACGGGCAACCCCGCAUGGACCUGCAGUAUCAUAAGAAAAAUGAAUUCCAAUGGAAUCCUGGCCUGACUGGCAGCAUCAUUUCCGUGUGUCUGGCUGUCUUGGCCUUCGGUGUCAUCGUGGCUUCGGCUAUUACAUACAGGCGAAACCGAAAACUCCUGCUUCAGUAG
Rangifer tarandus platyrhynchus (Svalbard reindeer) is the source of this 666-nucleotide messenger RNA. NCBI's taxonomy places the organism in Eukaryota, Metazoa, Chordata, Mammalia, Artiodactyla, Cervidae. The record is from the annotation of a GenBank genome assembly.